GCUGCUGACGCUCGGCUCCCAGGCUCCCGUCCGCUGCCCGCCCCCCGCCCCCCCCCCCCUUUGUGCUCCGUGUACAUGUGUCUGUUCAGCGCAUCGGGAGGCGCGCACCAGAGAAUCCAACACGGCUGCCGGGGAGCGACCACCCACCAUGCCCACGGAGACCCUACAGACAGGUAGCAUGGUGAAGCCGGUCAGCCCCGCGGGCACCUUCACGUCGGCCGUGCCCCUGCGCAUCCUCAACAAAGGGCCCGACUACUUUCGCCGGCAGGCCGAGCCCAACCCCAAGAGGCUGAGCGCCGUGGAGCGGCUGGAGGCGGACAAGGCCAAGUACGUCAAGAGCCAGGAGGUCAUCAACGCCAAGCAGGAGCCCGUGAAGCCGGCCGUGCUGGCCAAACCCCCCGUGUGCCCCGCGGCCGCCAAGCGCGCCCUGGGCAGCCCCACGCUCAAGGUGUUCGGCAACCACGCCAAGACAGAGAGCGGCGUGCAGAGGGAGACCCUGAAGCUGGAGAUCCUCAAGAACAUCCUCAACAGCUCCGAGGGCUCCAGCUCGGGCUCGGGCCACAAGCACGGCGCGCGCAACUGGCCGCCGCACCGGCCCGACGCCACCGACCUGCACCGACACUCCUUCGCCGAGUCCCUGAAGGUGUACCCCACCCAGGGCCGCGGCAGCCCCCAAGAGAGCAGCUCCCACGUGGGCAGGAGGCUGCUGGAGCAGUCCGCCGACUCCUUCCUGCACGUCUCGCACAGCUCCUCGGACAUCCGCAAAGUGACCAGUGUUAAGCCCUUGAAAGCAAUCCCCUGCAGUAGCUCGGCGCCCCCCCUGCCCCCCAAACCCAAGGUGGCCGCGCUGGCCACCAUCAAGUCCCCCGAAGCCGACCCCCCGGUGGAACCCGCCUGUGGAGUCAGUCGAAGGCCCUCCCUGCAGCGGUCCAAGUCGGACUUGAGCGACCGCUAUUUCCGCGUGGACGCAGACGUGGAGCGGUUCUUCAACUACUGCGGACUGGACCCCGAGGAGCUGGAGAACCUGGGCAUGGAGAACUUCGCAAGGGCUAAUUCCGACAUCAUCUCGCUCAACUUCCGCAGCGCAAGCAUGAUCAGCUCAGACUGUGAACAGUCUCAGGACAGUAACAGCGACCUUAGGAAUGAUGACAGUGCCAAUGACCGGGUGCCCUACGGCAUCUCUGCCAUCGAAAGGAAUGCUAGGAUCAUCAAGUGGUUGUAUAGCAUCAAACAAGCUAGAGAGUCGCAGAAGGUCUCCCACGUGUAAGAGACGCUGCGUGCAGAGGAGGGAAGGGGGGGUUCUCUGUGCAUCCGCAGUCGUGAAGGUUGUGAGGUCUCCUUGAAGUGUUGUGAGCUUCUCCACGCUCUUUGUGUUGCUUGUUGUGCAAUGUUUUCAAGUUGCAUGCCUGUCAACAUGGGGACUGACCUAGCUUCCACUCAACCAUCUCUGCAGAGCCUGGCUGAACACUCAUCUGCCAACCGUUUCGGGCCAGAAUCUAAUUAGGGCUUUGAUCUUAAGCAAAACUGUUUACACACACGGUAUACAACUUCAAUAUUUAUGUGGUUCUUGUGUUUUUAUAUCCCACGCUAUUGUGUCUUAAUUAAAAAGUUUUAUCAACUGGCUUUUAAGUUGAGAGCAGAAUCUUUUGAAAUAACAAGCCAAUUUGCCUAUAUGUGAGACCAAAAUGAUUGGGGGGAAUAUAUGGGCUCUGCUACCUAACAACAUGUUGAUGAUGGCACAGAAGGAGGCGGGGUGGGGAUUUCUAGGGAUGAAAGUGGUGAACUUGCCGUUCAUCAUUUGCAUAACGAAAUUCUCUGCCACUUGCUAAAAUAAUGGUUGGGUCAGCAAUGCUAUGCUUUUUGUGGGCGUGUACAUGUUGGUGUUUUGUGUAAUACUGAUCCUGAGGAAAGACAAUCAGAUACAGUGAAAGUGAUUCAAUCUAGGAGGUUGGGUACUUGGGGGGGUUCUGUUGCUGUUCUGAUUUAGAUUGAUUCAGAAAUUUUCUACUAGCAAUUUUUGGAAGGGAAUGCCCACCUCAAAAUUUAUACUGAAUGUCUCUUUUAUUAAAGUUGUUGGGCUGGGUUGUUUGUUUUUUUUUUGGGGGGGGUAGGGUGGUCAAGAAUUCCAUGUUGAUUCUGAUCCCCCCUUCCCUUUGUUGUGUUUUAUUUGAAAGAGGGGUGUGGGGCUUGUGCAGGUUUGAGCUCUCUGAAGACAUAAACACAAAUGGAAAUACCAGCCAUAUCAGUGUAGCACCUCCAUUGAAAAGUGAAUGCCUUUGGUAGCCCAACCCUGAGCAGUGCAAUUGUGUUGUCUUGCCUAUGUUAUUAUUCUCUCAGGCUGUGGACCUUUGUUACAGCUCUAGGAAACUGUAGAAACAUGACACUAUGUAGCUUUUCUACCCAUGAUCUAGUGCUGCAUAUCACUCUGUGUGUACCCCCCUCCCCUCAUAAACUGUCUUACAGGUGGUUUGUCAGCUGUGCAACAGCUGACACUUGUGACGUUGGUAGCAGAGAGGUUGAACGUGCUGUGGUCUGCUUCAUUGCUCCUGUAGUCAUGUUCUCAAGUCCUCAGCAGCACUACCUUAGACUUCAUCAGCUGAUAGGAAACUUUUUAUGGUGUAAAUGCUGUAAGACUUUGUACAUACUUCAGUUGUUAUGAAAUCUUUAAGAAAAAAAGAAAAGAAAAAAGUUACACUAAUAAAUAGCUCUGGUGCAGGCACUCAUGGU
Messenger RNA from Sorex fumeus (smoky shrew), 2727 nucleotides. RefSeq names its product family with sequence similarity 110 member B (gene FAM110B). Lineage: Eukaryota; Metazoa; Chordata; Mammalia; Eulipotyphla; Soricidae. The record is from RefSeq and is a predicted model, not a curated record. The transcript has a single exon. Bases 149 to 1267 code for a protein of 372 amino acids.